AAACCCAAGUGUUUUUCCGGUAUGCAGGUUAUAACAGGUUUUAACUUAUGCACACAUUAAGGGACAUUGUUAGGAUUUUCUUGUCUUUGAAGCAGUCGCAACAACAAUCCGUUUCCACGGAAUCGGUGUGGAAACAAGAAGGGAAAAAGGAUCUAAAUUACACGAUCGGCAAAGUACGGUGAAUGCCUAACGAAUAAUUACCAAUCAACAAUGAUACAUGAAAGUCCGAAAUUAAACCAAAUGAGGAAACAAAUGGAAUAAAAACGUGGCUCGCCUUUGACGCUUACUGAGAAAUCGAAAGGACUUAACCAAGCCUGUGAAUGGAAAGUAAAGCGCAGAGUUCGACGACCAUGGGAAAUAGUUACGAGAGAGCUUUGAAACGCGAUGAAAGAAGAAUCGUUUUUUCAGUGGACAAACUGUUUGGAAUUUAGCCUUCAAAUGGCUUAGUAAACCGAAAUUUAAUACCAACGACAUGGAAGUGCUCGAAGAUUCUUCGAGAUGUUUAAAACCUGUUACGACAGGUUAUAAGCAGGCCAGUCAUAUUAUAUUCGUUCGGCUUCCUUAUUGUUUUCAAAUUAGCAAACAUACAUAAAUUUCGUCUGUCCUAAAGCAAUGACAGCAUGACAUUUUCAGAGAAGCCAUGACAAUAGCUACAACAGGAACUUUCACGCGACUAUGGUUUUAUAGUAAAGCUGCGCUGAUGGUUCGCCUCGACCAUAUUUGACAUAUAAAACGUUCGCAAGGAACGAAAAUCGGAGUGCGCGCGUGUGUACGUGAGACUACGUCUAGCGAGUUUUGAAUAUUUAUCUAAUCCACAGUUUAGUUUGUAUGCGAUGCAUGUCUCCGGAUAAUUGUCGCUUACAAGUCGGUGAAACCGCAACUAUAGAGGCCUUGAUUGACUGUUUGAAGACGACACUCAUCUGUAGUUGAAUAAACCCUCCAGAAAAACGGCAAACGAUUUUGGUUGCACCCUUUAAAGUAUUUGGGUUUUUUCGAUGUUAUAUUUCUCUUAUGCAUGUAGAAUUGACAGUAAAACGUCUGUAAAACGUUUCCAUGGGAACGAUGACGUCACUGCAUGAUUUUCUUGUGCACGAUUAAUUCAUGAAACUCAUAUCAAUAAGAGAGGAUCAAUAAUAAGAGAGGAUCUUCGAUUACUGUCAUUACUUACGUGCCAUGUCUGACGAUAAGAACAUGGGUGAAUUCAGUAGGGACAAUCUUGAACAAUUAAUUGCUAAUCUAUGCGAGCUAAAGCCAAUAACUGCCAGACUGAGAGAAACUGUAUCACGCAUCGAAGAGAAGAUGGAAAGAUAUUUUGUUAAUCUUGGGAUUUUGGCAAAAGAUUUCGAUGCGAUUACCAGAGAUAAUAUCGAGUCAGAGGACGUUAAAAAUCACGAGCUCUAUGAUAAAGUUAAAAAACUUCAAGAAGAGAUCACGCAAUGUGAUAACCAUAUCAGAGAGCUGGAAGCAGUCUUGGCCAGCAGUGAAAAUGAGCUGGCUUUGAAGGUUAACGAGAUGAGGCUGCAGAGUUCCAACAUUAAAAUUGACAAAAAUAUAUUGGAAGAAAACAAGAAUCUCAGAGAUCGUUUGGAACAUGAAAAUUACCAGCCUACAGAACGUCAAGAUGCUUCUGGUGGCCAAACAGUUGAGAAUGCUGUUGUUGAAGAACAGAUUUCGAAUGAGCAGGAAGUUCAAGCUUUGCAAACACAAGUUGCUGAGCAAGGCAGUGAGAUUGUCAAGUUAAAAAACGCCUUGAAGAACUACGAAGCAAAUUUCAAGAGUGAAAACGAAGAAAAGGAAAAGAUCAAGAAACAACUGCACGAAUCAAACCAAGAGUGUGAACGUCUGACACGUGAGAAUCAAUCACACUUGGAUGAAAUACACCGGUUUGAAAGUGAAAAAAAAGACCUUAAUGAAAGGGUUACAGCUCAGCAGAAUGAAAUUUUGGAGCAUGAAAAUCGUGUCAAAGCGUUAGAAGCAAUAUUGGCCGAUCUUUCAAGAAUAAUUCACAAUCUCCUGAUGAAGAACAAGGAGAGCAGCAUUUUUUGUAAAAAGUUGCUGGAUUCACGCCAAAAGCUCUUUCGUGCCUCUGAGACCCACCAACCGGGAAAUCCUUUACCCGAACUUGAUCAAGGAAAUGAACGAUCAACUCAAUUAAACCAAGAAUGUGAACGCCUCAGACGCGAAAAACAAAGAAACAUAGAAACGAUAAGGAGGAUGAACGAAAUGUUAGACGAAAGAAACGAGACAAUCGAUGAAUUCUGCGCACAGGUUUCUGCAAAAGAAGACACGAUGGCCGCAAUGAAAGACCGUCUAAAGACGUGCGAGGCUGAUUUUAAGAAUGAGCACGAAGAGAAGGAAAAGAUCCAGAGACAAUUGAAUGAAUCAAACCAAGAAAGCGAACGUCUCAGACGUGAAAAUCAAUCACACAUGGCGACUGUACGACAUUUUAAAAGUGAAAUUGAAGGAAUGAAAAAACUUUUAAAUGAGAAAAACAAGAGUAAACCGAACAUUGGCUUUCCAUUUGGUCAACCGGUUGGUUCAAGUGUGCCUCAAAGUUUCUUUCGAGAUCGAAGACAAUCACCACAAACUCUGAUGAUUAAAUGCUCGUAUUGUUCAAGAAGUUACCCUUACCAUUUGUUUGAAGGUCACGUACAAGAUUGUAUGGAGGAUAGUCUCUACAUGGACGACUAAUCUAGGCUUAUGAUAAGGGCAGUGUAAGGCCAGUGUCCCAAGGAGAACAUUUAAUCCAACAAAAUCAUCUCAUACUCUGUCCUUACAAUAAUGAUUUGUAAAUAUCCUUAAUAAUUUGUAA
Dendronephthya gigantea is the source of this 2812-nucleotide messenger RNA. RefSeq names its product golgin subfamily A member 6-like protein 22. The transcript has 12 exons. Bases 1174 to 2691 code for a protein of 505 amino acids. Lineage: Eukaryota; Metazoa; Cnidaria; Anthozoa; Malacalcyonacea; Nephtheidae. The record is from RefSeq and is a predicted model, not a curated record.